CACUGAGUGGAGAAAAUGAGGGGGUGUUGAGGAGUGAGGAGGAGGGAGUCUGAGGGAAACAAGACGGUGAGAACUGAGGAGUGAGUGAGCACACGGUGAGAGCAGAGAGACUGGGAACAAGGGAGAAAGACCUGAAAUAUCCUUCAGCAUCAAACAGAGAUGACGUCACUGUGCAAGGACCUGGGUGUACUUCUUCUUUUUCUGAUUGCCUCACCACUUCUCCACUCCCUUUUCACUCAUGCUGCCUCUACUUCCCCUCCCAUCACUCGUCCACGAAUCAGAUUCAUCACAGGCUUGGGCUCAGAUGAUGACUAUAUCGAUGAAGACCUUGACAACUACAGUUCUCCUCCUAAAGUGCUGACCUCUGUGGAGAUUCCCGCUGUCCACCAGGAACCCAAGCCUUGCCAGUACAACCCCUGCUUGGAGAAUCAGGAGCCCUGCGACCAUCUUGCAGCACAGACUGGGUGCCUCUGUCCUGGGCUCAGUGGGCCUGAUGAGCCUCCUCACGCACCACACAUCCAAGCACUGCGGCCAAUCAGUGAGGGGGAUAACAGGGGGAAGGUAGAGGUGCAGUGGUGUGCUCCACCUUCUGCGGUGUUAAGGUACAGAGUGGUGGUUGAGGGAAGUGAUGGUGAUACCUUGGAGUUUGGGUAUGCCAUGCGACAAGGUUUGGUGGGAUCUUUGAAAGUUGGGACCAAGGUGUGUGUGGAGGCAGUAAACAAUGCAGGACACAGCAUCCCCUCAGAGUACUCCUGUAAGCGGUAUGACCAUCCGGAAUCCUCUGACCAUCACGUUUUGGCCUGGGUCAUAUGUGGAGGAGUCGCCCUCCUUCUACUUGUCACCAUAAUAGCUGUGAUCCUAUGGAAGCAUAAAAUGUGUCAGAAGGGAAAGAGAGACUCCACUGAUGGACUUGGGAACCCUUCUUACAGCACAGAAGGAACUCUGUAAUCCAGAUUAGUGAAGCAAUCCAUCCCUGUUACGGCCCCAUGAGACAGCGGGCACUGGGGCGUGAUCACGAACAAAAGCCAAAUUGUUCUGAGGUGGUGCUGUGAUUCAUUAUUGAAUUGCACAGUUAUUUACACUCCUGUUUCAGGAACAUAUGUGGGAAUAUAUUGGGAGAAAGGGCAGUGGUGUUCGUGGAAUAACAAUAACAGUUAAUUGUGUUGUGUUUUUGAGUUAGAAAUAUAGGUUUAUUUGCUGGCAAAUUAACCUGUGCAGGUUUACUGUAGUGAAUUUAAUUGUAAAUAAUGUUUUUUAGGAUAUAGCUACUUAGUGAAACUUUUGUAAUAAACUAAAACUUAUUUUAAUUAAAAAAAAAAAA
Toxotes jaculatrix (banded archerfish) is the source of this 1321-nucleotide messenger RNA. Its product is annotated as leucine-rich repeat neuronal protein 4. The coding region runs from base 160 to 948 and encodes 262 amino acids. NCBI's taxonomy places the organism in Eukaryota, Metazoa, Chordata, Actinopteri, Toxotidae. Gene Ontology annotation, molecular function: protein binding. The transcript is spliced from 2 exons. The record is from RefSeq and is a predicted model, not a curated record.